Messenger RNA from Acanthoscelides obtectus, 349 nucleotides. The record is from the annotation of a GenBank genome assembly. Lineage: Eukaryota; Metazoa; Arthropoda; Insecta; Coleoptera; Chrysomelidae.
CGACUACGGGGACCAGGAUUUCCCAGCUCUGCGCGACAAUGCGAGAGUUUUGGUUUUUUCAUUGUUUUCACCUUCACAAUUCGGUUUGAUCUCGUAUCCAGUGGUUUUGUUGAAUUUUUUAUCCUUUCGUAUAAGCGCACGUACAAAAAUGAGAAUCCAAGACAGUUUCCUUGCAUUAAUGCCAAUCAAAGAAGCUAGAGCUGAAGAUCUGUAUAAAGAAAUUACCAACUUUUUUAGCCUGAAGAAAAUACCGUAUCAUCGAAAUCUAAUUGGAUUCGCAUCUGAUGGGGCGAACGUUAUGGUUGGAAAACACAAUUCAGUAGUAUCUAGGUUUAAGAUGCCUCUGUAA